Molecule: messenger RNA, 4325 nt
Organism: Toxotes jaculatrix (banded archerfish)
Lineage: Eukaryota; Metazoa; Chordata; Actinopteri; Toxotidae
Product: adhesion G-protein coupled receptor F1-like
Exons: 20
Coding region: 198-3428 (1076 amino acids)
Biological process (GO): cell surface receptor signaling pathway; G protein-coupled receptor signaling pathway
Cellular component (GO): membrane
Molecular function (GO): G protein-coupled receptor activity
Source: RefSeq, a predicted model, not a curated record
GACAGGGGCCAACAGAAGAGUGUGAAGAGACUGUCCAACAGUUCAGCCACUCUUGGAAUGCUCCCUGGACUGUAAGCACAUCAACCGGAACUGGAUCACCUCCACUGUGUCAGAACGGCAACAGUUCAGCUUGAAUUUCAGUUUGGGGAAGAAGAAGAAGAAGAAGAAGAAGUCGGCAGGGAGCCAAAUCUGUCAGGAUGGCAUUACCAAAGGCAGUCCGAUACUUGAUUGUUCUUCUGGCUGUAUAUUACAGUCUGGAGAAUCUGGGGUACAGACAGUCCCUGACUGAAUUCUUUGGGGAACUGUCACACAUCCACUCCAGAGAAAAAAGACAGAGUAACACCAGUAACUCCACUGAUGAACUGAUCAACAUCACCAUUUCCAUUUUGAAUGUAACUACAGCGACAACACCAUCGACUACACCAACAACAACACCAACAACAACACCAAAUGUGACAACACUACUGCCAACACAUGAUCCACUACUAAUACCAGUGACAACACCAACAACAACAGUGAUACUAAAUACAACAGCAGCGAUGCUAAAUACAACAACAACAACAGUGCCAGCUACUACAACAACAACAACAGUGAUGCCAACUACAUCAAUCGGAAGGGACCUCUCACUUGCCAUGGACAUAGACUUUGAUUCGAAAUACAAUGACCCAAGCAGUGAAGUUUAUCAGGAUGUUAGUAAAGCUAUUCAAGAACAAUGUCAGAAGCACAUCCCAACCCUACAAUCAGUGAAGAUAACUACGUUCAGGAGUGGAAGCACCAUCGCUGACUACACUAUCACAGCUUCUGCAUUCAGAGAGGACCAAAUUAAAGCAGCAGAAACAGGGAUAUUUACAGACCUGGGACAAAAAUACCCCAUGAUAUUUGACAGCACAACACCCUUAAUGUUUCAACAACCUUUUUUUGGAGAAAGUGCGACUGUGACUUGUGGUCCUGUUCCAGCAAAUCUCAAUUUUAGUAACAUACUUACUGCAGAGUGGACGCGUGACGGCAAGUUAAUACUUGAAGAUAGUGAACACAAAUUUUCAAAAACCAAGGACACAGCAACUUUAACUGUGUUACGUUUCUUCAUAACUGACAAUGGAAAUUAUGAAUGCAAGCUGAAAGACAAAUACAUUUUCAGACAGAAAUCCAACGGGCUGAUCUCUUUCAAAGAGAAACCCUCCAUUAAAGUAACACCACUGAGUAAGACGGUCUUAUGUGAGGUGGGAAAGACAGUGUCACUGCAGUGCUCUGUCAACAAACCCUACAAGGUUGAGUUUAAAGACACCUCUGCAGGCAGAGGUGAGACCAUCAACUAUGUGUAUCAGAUUACUGACUGUGCCAACAAGGAAGUGAGGUUUACUUGUCAAGCUGUAAACUUUACUCAAUAUAAAGAGGAAAUAACACUGGAGUUACUGGAGCCCACUGCUAGAUUAGUAUGUCUCGAAAACAGUGUCUAUGGUGGUGGAAAUGCUAAUGACCAGGUUGUAGUUUCCUGCAAAUCAAACGAAGAAGGAGAAAAGACGGCAGUUUGUAGGGAGACUGGCGAAUGGGAAAUUAUAGAAGACAACUGCGUCCUACGACCGAUUAAGGAGCUGCUUGAUCAGUCUGAGGCAGACACCUUAAAUAACAAUACACUGCCGGGAUUCUUGGACCAUCUCAGCAAUGUCACUCUCACAUUAACUGAGGAAGUGGCUCAGUCUCCUGCCAGCAUUAAUGCCACUGUUGUAAUACUCAACAAUGUGGCAAAUGUAGCAUCCUCGGCACACAUCCCCAUAGGUCAGACUUCAAUGGAGGACAUCCUAUUAACUGCAGGCUCCCUCACCACAGAUGGUGCAAAGGGGUCAUGGAACACUCUGAACAGCAAUUCCACUACAAACGGCUUAGCAACAAGAAGUGUUGCCCCCAAACCUGAAAGGGUCAGCUCAUUGUUUUUGCUGUCUCUUGAGACAGUAACAAGUAACCUUAACAAUGAGUCCUUUAACAUUGAGACACCUUCUAUUCUCUUGAACAAAACUACAUUCACAGACUCUUUCAAUGCCAACUUUAAUUCUUCAGUGGAGAUAGACAUACCGGAGGCUGAUGGAGGAAGCAAGUUAAUCACUGUGAUGACGUUCUCCUCAAUAGAUAACGUACUCCCUGCAAGAGACGUAAACAAUUCAACCCUCACUGUCAUCAAUGGGAGAGUCGUACUUGUUCAGUCCAGCGGCACCGUCAAUAAUAUUUCCUUUACAUUUGAUAUUAUCAACAACACUCUGGAAAACCCUCAGUGUGUCUUCUGGAACUUCAGCCUCUUUGACGGUCUUGGAGGAUGGGACAAUGAGGGCUGCGAGCUGAUAUUCAAUGUAAAUGAAACCGUCACCUGCAACUGCAACCAUCUGACCUCAUUCUCUCUCCUUAUGUCCCCCUACAGUGCAGAUGACCCUGUGUUGGACUACAUAACCUACAUUGGAGUUGGCAUAUCCAUGGCCUCCUUGGUUAUAUGUCUCAUCAUUGAGGGUGUCAUAUGGGGAAAAAUAAGAAAGAACAACACGUCUUACCUGCGUCAUGUUUCCAUUGUUAACAUCGCUGUGUCUCUCCUCAUUGCAAACAUUUGGUUUAUUAUUGGGGCAGCCAUCUCAGGUCCAACGAUGAAAAACCCAUCAGCAUGCACUGCAGCCACCUUUUUCAUCCAUUUUUUCUACCUAGCCCUGUUUUUCUGGAUGUUAGCCUCAGCUCUGCUGUUGCUUUACCGCAUAGUCAGUGUCUUUGAUGGGGGUUUGUCUAAAAAGUCUAUGCUGGCUAUUGGAUUCUCUCUAGGUUAUGGGGCACCUCUCAUCAUCGCAAUCAUAACCAUAGCUGUAACAGCACCCAAAGAUGAAUAUACCCGAGGAACUGGAGUCUGCUGGCUCAACUGGUAUGAGUCCAAAGCUCUACUGGCAUUUGUGAUCCCUGCACUGGUUAUAGUGCUGAUAAACCUCAUCAUCCUGUUUGUGGUGAUAUACAAAAUGUUGAGGAGAAGGGCAGUGGUAGAUGCUGCACAAGCAGCUGAGAGGCACGUCCUAGUGGUAAUUGCCCGGAGUUUGGCUGUCCUCACACCAUUUUUUGGAUUAACCUGGGGUCUGGGAGUCGGAACAAUGAUCAGCCCGUACAACAGAGGGAUCCAUAUUUCUUUUGCAUUCUUCAACUCACUGCAGGGUUUCUUCAUAUUGGUGUUUGGAACGCUGUUGGACAAAAAGGUGCUGUCAGAAAUAGCAAUACAGUCAGAACCUUCCAGUGGAACAAAGAGCACCAGUAUUGGAACAUCAUCAACAAGUGGACUGGGCUUUUUGCGCUUCUGGAGAAAAAGAAGAGGUGUUUACAAUGUGUCAUCCGCCCAUGACUCAUCUGACUCUGUCAACAGCUUCUCUACGCAGGCAGUCCUGGUCAGUCGGAGUGACAUCUGCGAGUAAUCUAACUGGUUUUAACAAUCGUUUUAUUAUCUAAGAAACUUCAAACUUUUAAAUAUCUCUGUAAAACCGUGUGUGUGUGUGUGUUAAAGUACUCAGCGUCAAAGACGAUGCGUAGAUGCAAAAUGGCUCUUGUUUUGGUUUGCCAAUCAAAUCAGUAACUCGAGGUAAGCCUGUCUUACACACAUCAGUGAACUGGUUUAUUCAAGAGGUGGCAUCACAAUGUCAGAUUGUCUUAGACAGGACCAUCAGGCAAAUCUCAUUGUAAAUGGAAGUUACCCAGAGAAUAUAUACAGAGUUUUUUCAUCAGGAACAAAUCUCCCUGAAACACUCUGUUGCUUGUGUCGCUGUCUUUCUUUAGUAAAGCUCCAUCAUACUGUUAAAAUGUUUUCAUUUGUGUUUCAGAAACAGUUGAAGUCCUAAACACUGAAAUUUCAGAUGUGAGACCAGACUGUAGUGUUAAAUGUGCUGUAUCUUUUUUUGAUCAGAGUUAUUUUGCUUAUAGUUUUUAUAGCUUUGGAAUGAAAAACAAAGCAGCACAGAGAAAGUAACAAAUAAGAUCAUUGAGAGUCGCACACUCAGUAAAAUAAGUCCGAGUCCUGCCUUCCAGGCUACAGCAGGCUACAGUAAAUAUCAAACUGACCUGAGGUUAUUAUUGAACAUGUGGAGACAUUGUUCAACACAUACACAAAGAAAAUGCUUGUUUGGUUGUUUUCUAUCUAUUUGAUGCAACAUCUUCAUUUUGUUCUGCUGUGAUUUUACUGUAUAAUGUGUGCUGCAGCCACAAUCAUUUUCUGUCUGCUUUCUGUAAAUGUUAAUUUGUAAUACAGAAUAAGAAUCACUCCUAUAAAUUAUGUUUGCAAUGAAUGAAAAAUGAUUAGUAAUUACAAUUAAACUCCA